GUAUGGCAUUGCUUAUGUCAUGAGAUGAUUUAUUUUUAUUUUUCUUGACAAUGUAAACGUUGAGCCGUACGUAAACAACUGAAGUAUUCGAUAAUAUAUGGGGUGUUGUAAUGAGACAGCCGCUUAUUAAGUAAACAAAUGGAUUAACUUCAUAUACUACAUUAGGAAUGGAGAUCCAACUAAUUAUAAAAGCUCCAAACCAAAAUGUAGAUGAUUAUAUUGUAAAUUGCAAUUUGGACUGGACUGUUGAACAAUUAAAGAAUCAUUUAUCACAAUCAUAUCCAAGCAAACCAGAAGUUGGGCAGCAAAAAUUAAUAUAUUCAGGAAGAUUUCUUCAUGACCAUUUGCAGUUGAAGGAUAUUUUGAGACAUGAUGAUGAUCAAUAUUCUAUUCACAUUUUUCAUUUAGUCUGCAAAAGUGAUUCUACCACUACUUGUAUUCAGCAUUCCAAAUCUAGUCAAAAGCGGUACAAUCAGCCAUCAUCUUCAUGUUCUUCGAAUGAAGUUACUGCAGGGCAAUCUUCAGAAAAUGCACUUAGGCAUAGAAAUGUAAACCCUAUGUCACAUGUGAACUCUUUUUAUCCUCAACUACCCACAGUAUUACCUCCUUCUGCUAUGUCUGGUUUUGUGCCUGACUCUCAGGCUUCAGCACAGAUUGCAGCUAUGCAGCAGAUGUAUGCCUAUUAUUUAAGUCAAUAUAUGCAAAGUAUGAAUAUUGGUUCCAUGCCAGGAAACAAUGUAGAUUUGCCCAACCUGGUGAAUUUUCAACAGCCUCCUAAUACCAAUGAACCUGUUGCUCCUUCUCCUCCUCCUCCUCCUCCAAGGCCAAUAAACCAAAGAAAUAACAUUCAAGGCCCAUUAUUAAUGGAUGAAAAUGAUGAGGGAGUACGCAGGGACUGGUUGGAGCAUGCUUUUGUUUUGCUUCGAUUUUUGAUUCUUUUUUGCAUUGUCUACUUUUAUUCCACACCUGAGAGGCUAAUGAUUGUUAUGGUUGGCACAAUUGUUAUAUUUCUUUAUCAUGAAGGAUGGUUUGUGAGACGAGGCAACCCAGCAGCUGCUCCUGAGCUUUAUGUACCUCAGGGACCUAUCAAUAAUCUUGAUGUGCCUAAUAAUGAAAUUGAAAACAAUGGAAAUGAACACCCUCUAGUCAAUCAAAAUGUUGGUGCCAAUUUGGAAGUGCAUAAUGAACAUGAAUUGGAAGCUGCCAUGGAUGGAGAGGAACCUCCACAUGCUCAAAAUCCAGAUGUAGUUAAUAAUAAUCAUAUAUUUUCACCACUGACAUUUCUACAAAUUUUUCUCUCUUCAUUAAUUCCAGAUCCUCCACCACCAGUUAAUAUUAACUAAAUCGGAAUAAAUAUUCCUCCUAUUAAGCCUUAACAUUUAGAUGUUGCCUUUUUCGAGUUUUAGUUUUAUAUACAUGUACAUAUGUUAUAUGUUGUUAUGUUAUAUAUGCUCUUGUUAGACAAUUUAUAUUUCUUCUCAUAUCUGUGUGUGGAAUGUUGUUUAUUUUAUUGCUUUUCUUAAAAACUCUGAACCUGUAAAAGUUGUAUGGCAUUUUUGAAGUUAUGUAAAAUACUUUAUCUGCAGAAACUCUACUAUAUAAUGAUCUUUUAAAUUAGUUUUUACUUUUGAAGGAAAAAAAAUGCCUUAUAUUCAUAUUAAAUUAUUAUUUUGUGAUAUCAAUUAAAUUUUGUUGAGUUUCAUGUCAUUUUGCUUAUUUUUUGCUUUUACUGCACACUUCUCUAGUUAGAUUUUUAAAAAUAUAUUUUAUGUGCUUGUUAUUUUCUUUUGAGAAAAUAGGCUUCAUCCUUGAAGAUUUAAGUGACUGUGGAUAUGCCCUUUUCUCUAGAAAAAUAUUUUGUCAAUUUGUAUUUUUUUAAAAAGUCUUGUGCCUUUGCCAAUCUGAAAGGAAAUAAAUUAUAUAUAUAUACACAUAUAAUAUGUAGAUAACUUCUUUUGAAUUUUAUUUAGAACUUAAUGUAACCUUUUAAAAUUCAAUUCAAUUCAAUUAAAAUCGAAAUUAAUGUUUGUUUCAAGAUCACAGCAUAUGAAACUAUAAUUUGUUUUUCCUUCAUGUUGUUUGAAUUAUUAAAGAAUCUUGAAGAAUAUUUAUUUAUUAUUUAUUGAUGCUGUCUAUUUAUUUAUUAUGACUUAAUAAUUUGAUAAUGAUUUUAAUGGUUUGAUAAUCUUAUAAAAUUUAUAUGAAAACUGUAUUGCAAAGUGCAUUGAUUAAAUUUAAAAUUUAUAUUAGAUAGAUACUACUUGGAAUUAUUUAAUAUUUUCCAUUUUUAAAAAAUAUUAUUUUCUAAGACUCCAUAAGCAAACUUUGAGAAUUGUUUUUUCAAAUGGCUGUUUUUAAUUUGAUAUUGAUAAACAUUACCAGAAUAUUUAAUAAAAAAAUACUUUUUCAAUACUAUUCUCUUUAUUGAUAUCUGCUGAAUUUUGCCAACUUCAUGGUUUUAUGUAUUAUGUGUUGAGCUGUUAUUUUCAUAAUUGGUACGAUAGUUUUGCUUUUGAUUAUCAUACUUAUUUCUAAAUUAAUCAUUUGAAAUAUAUUUCUUAACUGAUUGUCUGUAGAAGCCGUAUUUGUAUCUCGUUAUUUAUUUAUUUUUCUAAUUGAUUUUAUGUAAUGCUUCAAAAUGUUUUAGUAAUUUUUGCAGCAUAUGUUCCUCUCCCCCCCCCUAAAAUAAGGAAUAUGCAGUUUAUUGCUUACUCAUUAAGCAAUUGAAAGGAUUUUGCUUUCUUUGUGAUGCAUUUUAUUUUUCUGAAAAUUAAAACAUGCAAUUACAUAGGCCCAAGAAAAUAAACUGUAGCAAAAGUGACAUUAUGAUAUUAAAGUAUCUAAAAUACGGAAAGGAAUUAUAAGAAAUAAAAUCUAACUUCACAUUUCCAAGCAUGACACAUUUGUGCAGAAUCACAGAUUCAAGCAUUUUUUGACUUGGAUUUUAUCAUUCUUGAAACAAUUUUCUUUUAUGUAGUAAUUCUACAUUACUUUUUAUAUUUCAAGCAUGUUUUGCAUAAAUAUACAUUUUUAAAAUUCAGUUAACUGUGCAUAUUUUAUUUCUUGGUACAAAUGUGUAGCACAUUUCAUUAUUUUAUGAAGUUCAAUUUUAUAUAUUCCGAACCCGUGUCAUGUCUGAAUUUCAUUUUUGCAAACACUUUAAGCAAAUUUUAUUCCUGGUCAAGUUUAGCUUAUUCUGUUUGCCUCUUUUCAGGAAAUUAAAGCUUGUGAUUCUGAAAUCCAAGGAAUCAGUUCUCUCAAUUGAUUCGAGAAUUUACUUAUUUUCUUUUAUAAUGAAAGAUUUAUGUACAAGAAGAAUUUUAAAUUUUGGCCAAUUAAAAUAUUAUUUCAAUU
Argiope bruennichi is the source of this 3354-nucleotide messenger RNA. RefSeq names its product homocysteine-responsive endoplasmic reticulum-resident ubiquitin-like domain member 2 protein. Gene Ontology annotation, molecular function: protein binding. Lineage: Eukaryota; Metazoa; Arthropoda; Arachnida; Araneae; Araneidae. The transcript is spliced from 9 exons. Gene Ontology annotation, biological process: endoplasmic reticulum unfolded protein response. The record is from RefSeq and is a predicted model, not a curated record. Bases 168 to 1343 code for a protein of 391 amino acids.